AUGGGCAAGCACGCCGAUCACCACGCCGCCAUUGAGAAGGAGUUCGCGUCGCUGCAGCAAGUGCUGAUCCAGACUGCCGGCGACGUCUCCGCCUGCCUCCGACUGCUGAAGAAGAACCUCUCCGAGUACGACAGCCGCCAUGGCAACCACUUCACCAACACGGCCAAGUCGUUCAUGCGGAGCGACAUCCGCAACGCCAAGGACGUCUCGGGCGACCUGAAGCACGUGGCCCACCAGAUCAACAAGAGCCACAAACCGUCCAAGGCCGAGGUGAACUCUGCUCGCAACAUGAUGAACGCCACGUCGAGGGCCAUGGACGUCCUCAAGACCACGGCCCGCAACUACGACGAGAAGAACGGGCGCGCGACGGGCGUCAAGGGCGCGAUCAAGAACGCCAUGGGCAAGAACGACAACAACUCGGUCGACAACCUGGGCGGGGGCAUCCUCGGCAGCCCCGACACGGUCGAAGCGCUGGUCAAGACGACCAUCAAGGAAAACUUCAACAUGAACGUGCUGAGCUACCAGAUCACGGCAGCGGAGAAGUCGCUGUCAUCUCCGUCCAUUGUCGACCGAGCCAAGGAAAAAGUGCACGAGGUGAAGGACAAGCUGAAGGGGGGCAAGGCGAGUCCGACUCACGGAGACCACCAAGUCAAGCACACCAUGACUCCAUGA
Molecule: messenger RNA, 672 nt
Organism: Phytophthora sojae
Lineage: Eukaryota; Oomycota; Peronosporomycetes; Peronosporales; Peronosporaceae
Exons: 1
Coding region: 1-672 (223 amino acids)
Source: RefSeq, a predicted model, not a curated record